This is a messenger RNA of Ceutorhynchus assimilis (cabbage seed weevil), 501 nucleotides long. The record is from the annotation of a GenBank genome assembly. NCBI's taxonomy places the organism in Eukaryota, Metazoa, Arthropoda, Insecta, Coleoptera, Curculionidae.
AGCGAAGUUUGAAUUUUUGAAUUCAAAUUCAAAUCAGUGGAAAUAGAUAAGCCUAAACUAUCGUGUACCAUUUAACACGCAGAAAAAUGAAUUCAAGAUCGAAGGCAAGAGCAGCCCAAGUGCAUGCUUUUGCUCGAACUAGAAGUGUGUGGCCUGCAGGACGUAAAAAGAUCAAUCCCGAACAAAAUCGAAACAAGUGCGACGUGCAUGAAGUCAAAAGUUUUCUCGACUCGCUCCCCAUUGAUGAAAAUGCAGACCUGGAUGCGGAGUUGCCGGUUUUGGAUUUGAGAGAAGAAUACUUUCUUGGAAAAGUUGAUGAAACUCAAAAUAUUGAAGAUUUAAAAAACAUGAUGCAGGUCUAUGGAGUUACUAGUAAAGAUAAUUUUGAUGUGAUAAAUUUAUCAUGAAAAUUUUGUUUACCAUGACCAUAUUUGACUCACAUUAGUGUAUUUAGGUACAAUUUGUUAAUGUGGAUCUUUCCAGAUCUCUCCACAAUGAGAG